AUGGACACAACUGGUCUGAAAACCCUAAAUGUCAUAACGACUCCACUUCACUUCCGAUCCCGAGCUUCGAUCUUCCGUCCUUGUUACCUGACUCAAUUCACCAAGAAUUUCCAUUUCUCUCUCUCCUCCUCCUCACGAUUCUCCCCAUUCUGCUCUAUCUCCAAAAGAGGCCAUGAGAAUAAUGCUUUGCGUAAUGGAGUCGGCGAUGGAGAGGCAGUUAGUGAAGUAUUCGCAAACAAACUUCUUCAAGUAGUGUUAGUUUCUCCUCAGAUUCCUGGGAACACUGGAUGCAUUGCCAGAACAUGUGCAGCAUCAGCUGUUGGACUACACCUAGUUGAGCCAUUAGGGUUUCAGGUGCAUGACACCAAACUAAAGCGCGCUGGACUGGAUUACUGGCCAUAUGUAGUUGUCAAAGUGCAUAGGUCGUGGGCAGAGUUUCGGGACUUCUUCAGGCAACAGGAAGGUGAUAAAAGGCUGUUAGCAUUUACUAAGAGGGGAACAAGUAUUCAUUCAGAUUUUUCCUACCGGAGAGGUGAUUGGCUUGUAUUCGGUUCAGAAACUUCUGGGCUACCACCCGAAGUGCUUCUCGAUUGUAAGAACGAAUCAUUGGGUGGUGGUGCUAUUAGAAUUCCAAUGGUUGAAACUUAUGUUAGAUGUCUGAAUCUUUCUGUUAGUGUUGGCAUAGCUUUGUAUGAAGCUGCAAGGCAGCUAAACUAUGAGCAGCUUCAAUGCCCAACAGAACCUUGUAUUGAUACCGAAAUAUCACUUGUUACUGAAGAUAUUUUUGCUUAA
This is a messenger RNA of Ilex paraguariensis (yerba mate), 792 nucleotides long. The record is from the annotation of a GenBank genome assembly. Lineage: Eukaryota; Viridiplantae; Streptophyta; Magnoliopsida; Aquifoliales; Aquifoliaceae.